Zea mays is the source of this 1659-nucleotide messenger RNA. RefSeq names its product E3 ubiquitin-protein ligase EL5. Gene Ontology annotation, molecular function: transferase activity. The record is from RefSeq and is a predicted model, not a curated record. The transcript has a single exon. Gene Ontology annotation, biological process: protein ubiquitination. Bases 1030 to 1485 code for a protein of 151 amino acids. Lineage: Eukaryota; Viridiplantae; Streptophyta; Magnoliopsida; Poales; Poaceae.
GACGUGGUCUGUCGCCACCGUGGCCAGCGGCACGUGGACGGUGAGAAGGACGACGGCGGUUAGGAGCGUGGCCAUGGCCGCCGCGCCGAGCGUCCCCAUCCUGGAUGCCCACCGCUGUUGGGUAUGGCAGAAUAGAAUACGCGAAACGGAAGAGAAGAGAAGGAAACCGCUGUUUGUUGGGACACCAAGGAGAAGGGGACGUUGCUCCGGAGCGGUUAUUACUGGCAAUACACACCCGUUGCUAAGCGCUAACCAUUCGUGCCACUGAAUAUCUGCAACUAUUCUGUAUGUUGACCUACCUCUACCUGUGACUGACAAUGAUUGUCCGGUAAUCAGUCCACAAGCUGUGGCCAUCGUUGUCGUAGGAGAUGCAGGCGAAAGUGCCCAAGGGCCAGGUGGUUCCAUUUCUGAAUUCCAGUCCCCGUUUUCUCGAGGGAAGUACGGUGCAGUUUCACUCGCAAGGUCGCCAGGAAGAUGUCCAUACAACACUCAUCGCACAAUGGAUGGCCCACCACUCCACUCAAAUAGUCGAGCUUGCCCUUUGUCUUGGUCAGUUUCCUCAGGCCCCAGCCCCCAGCCGACCUCCGUACAUGUCCAGGGGGCAGGGCCGGUUCUGCUGCAUGAGAUACACGGUGGAUCCGGACAUGGGACUUCUCAAGGUUUCGCGGAAUCAUCCAACGACCGCACAAAACGCCGGCAGCCGCGACACAUUCUAGAGAACGGGAAGGCCCUGCACUGCGGUCGGCACUGCCGUGUGGAGGUGAAGAAGCAAAAGCAAAAGGCGCGGCGAUGGAAAGGCCCUCCGAAUUACCCAGGUUUUGACGUUAAUACAACUGCCGCGCAGCAAGAAAAAAAAAAGGAGGAAGUAACUUUCUUGGAACAACAACACCCAUCGCUCUCUCCACUCUUUCCCAGUCUCCCCGGUGAGACGAGCAGAGCUAACUAUAUAUACCACCAGCAGUAAGAACAAGAACAAGAACGCGCCGAGCUUGCCAAGAAAGUCAACACGCGCCCUCCGCGACUGCCAGCAUGAGCCUCGACACCACCUCCGCGAUCGCGGUCGCCGCGGCGGCCGCCCUCGCGGCGCUCAUCGUGGCCAUCGUCGCCGCGGCGUCCGCGGGCGCAUGCGGCGGACCGCCGGGCGGCGCAGCCGCGGUGCACGACGUCGAGCGCGCGCUCGGGGACGCCACGCUCAUGACGUACGAGCAGGCGCGGGCGGCCGCCCGGAAGAGCGCGGCCGCGGACGAGGAGGCCCCGCGCUGCGCGCUCUGCCUGUCGGAGUUCGCCGGCGGCAGGGCGGGCGAGCUCGUGCGGGUGGUCUCGGCGUGCGGCCACUUCUUCCACGCGGAGUGCGGCGUCGACGCCUGGCUCAGGGCGCGCGGGACGUGCCCGCUCUGCCGGGCCGAGGUGUGGGCGACACUGCCGCGCCCCGAGUGCCCGCCGUUGCCGGCGCGAUCCGGCGGCGCCACUGUGGGCUCGCGUUAGUGAGACAGUAGUGUGUGUGCUACACAGUGGGAUCUUACACUGUAUGUUUGGUUACUCGCACCGUCUUAUGUUGGACCACCGUAUGCGUUGACUCUCUCUGAGCUGAUGUUUAGUUGGCUGUACAAGAGGGACGCAGCCUGCAUGAGCGGAUACAAAAUAAGCCAUUUCAUAGCU